Messenger RNA from Conger conger (European conger), 3999 nucleotides. Its product is annotated as RNA-binding Raly-like protein. NCBI's taxonomy places the organism in Eukaryota, Metazoa, Chordata, Actinopteri, Anguilliformes, Congridae. The record is from RefSeq and is a predicted model, not a curated record. Gene Ontology annotation, molecular function: RNA binding. Gene Ontology annotation, cellular component: nucleus. Bases 4 to 876 code for a protein of 290 amino acids. The transcript has 8 exons.
AGAAUGACCGGAAAGAGUCAGACCAGCAACGUGACCAACAAGAACGACCCCAGGUCGCUCAACUCCAGAGUCUUCAUCGGCAACCUCAACACGGCCAUCGUCAAGAAGACGGACAUCGAGGUCAUCUUCGCCAAGUACGGGAAGAUCGUGGGCUGCUCCGUGCACAAGGGCUUCGCCUUCGUGCAGUACAUGAGUGAGCGGAACGCCCGGGCCGCCGUCGCCGGGGAGAACGCCCGCAUCAUCGCCGGGCAACCGCUCGACAUCAACAUGGCCGGGGAGCCGAGACCCUACAGGCCGAAAGUGGGGCCCAAAAGACCCCUGUCUGCCAUUUACAGUGGCUAUGAGUUUGACUAUGACUACUACAGGGAUGAUUUCUACAGCCGGCUGUUUGACUAUCACGGGCGGAUCGCGCCCCCGCCUCGGGCCGUGAUCCCAAUCAAGCGCUCUCGAGUGGCCGUCCCGUCCACACGCCGGGGGAAGAGCGCCUUCUCCGUCAAGAUGUCCGCCUCCUCCUCCUCCUCCAGACCGGCCGUGUCCAGCUCCCUAGCCACCGGACCCAAAUUGAAGACGGACCAGCUCCACACCAUCAAACAGGAGCUGUCGCAGAUCAAAGUGAAGAUUGACUCCCUGCUGGUCAGACUGGAGAAGAUUGAGAAGCAGCAGCGGGCUGAGGCCGAGGUGCAGAGGAAGUAUGAGGAGAGGUACGAGCCCCACCACGAGUCUGCCUCCGACGUGGCAGAACAUUCCGGAGAGGAGGUGGGGGAGGGGCCGCUGGAGACAGAGGCCGGGGAGAUGACGGACGGGGGCGAGGAUGACUAUGAUGAUGAAGGCAGUGCCGACCUGAUCGAGAACCAUGUAUCAGACAUAGACAACUGAAAAAGUGAGGAGGGGCGGCCCCAAGCUACGGGAGCAGGAAGGCCAGCGGAAACUGCAGUUUCCUCUGACGGAGAGAGUGUGGAAUCCCACCAAAAAUAAUCUAAAAAUCUUUCUGAGAAGGAGAAAAGACCACCGAACAAGACUUAAGGAUGAUGUUUUUCCUCAUAAAAUGACAUUUCACUGCCCAAAAGGGUCUGGCGCACUGGCAAAUUGGCAAAUUAGCAGAAAAAGAUGACACUACACCGUAUGCUUUUUUUUACUUGUGAAAAUGUUUUUAGAAGUCAUAGACCCUACAUGCCUAUGUGGCUUUACAUACUGUAUUUAUUUGUACUUACUGUCAUGCACACCAUUAGAAUAAUAUGAACUGCUUACAGAUAUGUAGGAGUGGUGAGAUGAAGAAAUGUCUUCAAUGAAUACUGUCAGUUACGUGUUUUCUAUGAUUUGCUAUCAUAUAUGAAACCCUCAAAAUAAUUUUCCCCACUGUGCAGUUGAGUCUGUAUGGAUUUACUUGAAGUGCUUCAUCUCCUGACAGUCUUGUGUGUUGAUAACAGCUCUGCUGGCCUUUCCCUGCAGUUAUUUAGCCCAGUUAUUUGAAUUAAUGUGUUUACUUAACCCUCACACUAAUUAAUCUUUUUUCAGCCUCUGAAAUGACAGGGAUAUUAGAGUGAUCAGGACACAGUUUGGUGGUGAUAUUAUCAAGGAGCAUUUCACACGUGCUACCAAGCUAAUUUUCUACUGACCUGCCCUAUGAGCACUGUACGUGUGACAUUCUAAUCCGGCCCAAUAUGGCGUUUUUCAUUAAAACUAAUGAGUUUGAUCCUACUGGGUCAAAUUCUGCUGACAACUCAACACCUUUCUUUUUUUCAUGUACCAAGUACAUCCUCCCUAUCAGUUUGCACAUACAUUAGCAUAUGUUGAGCGUUUUAUAUAAGGAUGAUGUUUAUGCUUUUUUUGCGUUUUAUUUUGGGGAAAACACAACGGUGGAGGCAAAUAGCACAGCUUAUAUUCACAUUAGUUGUGCUCAUUUUAAAGAGUGUACUAUGAAUUAUGUUGAUUUUUAAGCAAAGCCAUGCUAACUGUUUACAUGUGCAUUGUUUGAUAAAAUGGUUUCUAGCUAGAGUAUGCACAGAGCAAGCACCCCUUUUUCUGAUUGACGAAACUGCAGUCAAACCUGCAAUUGGCCACACCAACAGCUUACUGUAGGCCAGAAAAAAUUCACCCUGGAUAGGCCUCCUGGUAGCCCUGAGGAUAGGUGGUAUGUAGCCAGGAACUGCACCGGCUGUCCUUGUGUAUGAAUCGUGUUGGUGAUGGAGGUCCAGCCGUGCCUGUUCUGUACUGUGCCAAGUGUCCCUGGUUGCCCUUCUGGCCUCCUGAAUGAACGUUGUCUCUUCCUCCAAACAUUUAUCACAUCUGCAAGGCCAAGCGCUCCCUACAUGAAACCUUUCCAAAUUGCAAAUGCAGCCCUCGUUGUUCCUGAGCAUGAUUUUAUAACUUUGUCAAUCCUCAUUUCUGGUCCUGGCAGGCUGCAGGGUCAACUAUUUUUUGUUGUUACGUGGCACUUAGUACAUUGAUUAAAGCAGUGAAUUACACCGUUAACUCAUUGCAAUACAUUACAUUACAAGGCAUUUAGCAGACGCUCUUAUCCACAGCAACGUACAACGAAGUGCAGAUCAAACACAAGUACAAGUGUGAAGAGGACCUGAGAGGACAGUACAGUUCUGAGUCCUAGUGUAACCAUAAAGAUAACCAUAAAGAUACAAUUGUAGAGAUAAAAACUCACCACCUCACCUGGUUUUCUGGGUUUGAAUUGUUUUUUGCUGAUUUUAAGGCAAAGGCAAAAAAACAACAGACCUGGGGGCCUGCAGGACCAGGAAUGAACCUCACUGUAGUAGGCAGACAGUAAGUCAGUAAUCACUCUUAGGUCCUCAGCAGAAAGUAUAACUUAAGAAUGUCUGGCUUGCACAGUACCAAUGCUCCCAGAACAAAUGUUUUCUUUUUGACAUUUCAAUCUGAGUGGAGUAAAAACAUCAAAGUAAAAUAUUUUUUGGGGAGCAAUAAUAAUCCGCCAGCUCUAUUACUUCCUUUUGAAGAGGAUUUCUGGAACGUUCUUGCCGUUCACCAGGCCUUUGUACAACAUGGCCCCCUUGGCCUUAAUUUCGCCUUGAUUGCUUUUUUUUUGUAGUUUCUAUUAUUUUCAUUUUAUAUAUGUAUUUUUGUUUUAUUAUUAUUGGUUUCCAUUAUAGCCAAGCUCUUUAAUGUCAGGCAAGACAAUAAAAAGUUAAAUGAUAUAGUCAGUUUCAUUAAGGAAAAAAACUGCCAAGUCUGCAUGCUGGAUGUAUUCCAGAGUCAUAAAUGAGCUUGGGGUCUCGGCGUACUGUUUGAAUGCUUUGGACAGCCAUAGCAAUUUGCUUGCUUGGAAGCAGCGGAGUAGGGAUGUAUACAUACUCAGAGAGGGUGAGGAAUUGCUGAAACCGUGGAGCUGAAAACCCAUUUGAUCCUUAGAAAGGAAUACAUAUAUUUCCAUGCCCCUUUUAUUCAGGACUGCCUCAUUAAUCUAUUUUUAAUGAUCAAGGCAAACCUGUUUGCAAAGUCUGCUAAAAUAUUACAUUGAGCUCUCUAUUUUUGUAUACUUCAUUUCCCUUGGAGAAAGUAUUAUUAUUAUUAAAAAUGUAGGCCUACUGCCUUUUAUUGUUUCGGUCUUUUCGUUGUUGUUGUUGUUCUUUCUGAAUAGUAAAUAAUUUGCAUUGCAGAACACUGCAUCGCUUGGGAAAUGAAAAUGUGUCUUGGAACAAUAGUAUGCAUCAUAAAAGAAAGAAAAUAGGAUGCUUUCAGGAGAGUGUUGUUUUCCAGGACUUAACUACAAAUGCCAACGUCUCAAAAUCCCAAGCCUGUACAUAACUGAAUAUUAUGGGUUUAAUAGAAGUGUACAAUGUCCAAUUAAAGAGGUUUAAUUAAGUAAACGAAUGAUGUUGUACAGAAAUGUAAAAAAAAAUAUUAAUCUAUUUUUUAUGAUGAGCAUGUUGUUGAAGGUGUUGUUAAAAUGUAUUCUAUUUGUAUUUGGCUGUUGUAUGGCUGUAGGCUCUCUUGAGUAGAACAGAGAACAAUUAAAGUGCUCUCUAUGUA